UCACUGUAUUACGCGCGUGCAGCUAGCUGACGGAGCUGCGUGUUUUACGUGGACCUGUGACUGAGUGGAUUUUAAUAAUGCAUAAUCUCAAGCGAAGAGUAAUCACAGCCUCAGUGCUGGAGGAAUCAUGAUAAUUCGGCGACACUGAGACCCUUUCUGAGGUUUUUUCCGUAAUUUCAUUAGACUUUCGUGCGUAAAGCCUUUUGAACUGCAGAUGGAUUAUAAUCCUUUAAUGGCUCCUCCGGUUCCGCCGCAUAAACCCAAGUGCAGCCGGCCGUCGGGCUCGCAGGAGCGGCUGCUGAAGUGUGUGCUGCUCGGGGAUGGAGCUGUGGGCAAAACGAGCCUGGUGGUCAGCUACACGACUAACGGCUAUCCCACCAAAUACGUCCCUACAGCCUUCGACAACUUCUCCGCGGUAGUACAAGUUGAUGGACAGCCUUUGCGACUGCAACUCUGCGACACUGCUGGACAGGAUGAGUUUGAUAAGCUGAGGCACUUCUGCUACUCACGCACUGAUGUCCUGCUCCUGUGCUUCAGUGUGGUUAGUCCUGCGUCCUUCCAGAACGUGGGCGAGAAAUGGGUGCCUGAGAUCCGGCGGCGCUGUCCACUCACCCCCCUCUUGCUGGUGGGCACGCAGUGUGACCUGCGCGAGGAUGUCAAGGUGCUGAUCGAGCUAGCGAGGCGGCGUGAACGGCCUGUACCUGAGCAGGACGCCCGCACCCUUGCUGACAAGAUUGGCGCUGUGACAUAUGUAGAGUGCUCAGCUCUCACACAGAAAAACCUGAAAGAGGUGUUCGAUGCUGCCAUCUCUGCCGGCCUGCGCCAGUCUGAGAGACGCGCCAGGCGGGAACGCAAGGUUCUCAGCACAGCUGAUAAGAUGAAGAUGCUCUCCAAGGCCUGGUGGAAGAAAUAUGUGUGUAUCCAAUAACACGAGCCAAACUCUGAGUCAUCGACACACAUGGACAAAGUGACAAAGACUCUUGACUCAUUCAGUGCCUCAAGCAGAUGGACUGAUCAGGAGCUGUUCUCACAGGGGAGGUGUGUGUGUGUGUGUGUGUGUGUGUGUGUGUGUGUGUGUGUGUGUGUGUGUGUAUAUGGAGAGCAGUGUGUAGUCGGUGAGAUAAUUUCACUGAAGUGAGGGCUGAAGCAUGACUCGUAUCAGCCUUAGCUAUCAAGUAUCAGCUAUAAGCUGUUUUAAUUGUUACAGCUAUCUCAGCUACUCUGAACUCUGGCCAGUUCCAAGAAUUAUAACUGGAAGCUGAAGAGUGCUGAUCUCUUAAAAGAGAAACAAGAAAAAUUGUACGCUUCACUUUGUCAUACACUACUGUUGAAAAGUUUGGAAUCACUUGGAAUCAAUUAAAUUUUAUUCAACAUUCAUUAUUUUAUGUGCUAAAAAUGUUUAGAUCUAAAUAAUGUAGACUAGACAGCAUUGCAGUGGUUUGAUUGAAAACAGUAAUUAAUAAAUAAUGCAUAAUUUACAGCAGUGGAUGUUACGGCUGGGCGAUAUGGCAAAAAUAUAUCAUCACAAUACUUCAAGACAUUACAAUAUGUAUCACAAUAUUUUGAAUUGCUAAUAAAGUGGCAGGCAAAUCAGCAAUCAUUCGGUUCCAAUGGUGAUAUUACAAAAUGAGGUUUUUAACAAAGACGAGGAAACAUGUCUUACAAAAAUAGGUUUUUGCAUCCAGGUUGAGAAAUGAGCUAUUAGAAAUAACAGAGCAGGACAAUAUUAUUAAAUCACCAUGAUGUAUGCUAUAUUCUCAGGAAAGUGUAUUAUGAUGAGUUUUAUUCUAAUAUUGAUAUCCUAUUGUCAUAUCACCAUACUCUAAUGUUUAGUAUCCAGAUUUGAUCGUUGCCUUCCAAAUAGGAGGAUUUCCAUAUAAUAUCCACAUCUUUCUGGAUAUGAAUUUUAUUAUAAUGUCAGUGUCAAUGAUCAUUUACAGUUCUAGACACAUUUCUGGACAAAUUUCUCUUUUUUUUUCCAUACAUGAUUUAUAACAUAUGAAGUUUCAUAGUGCUGAUAUCAUAAGAAUCAUUUUAUAAUUGUAUCUGUGGUGAUUUCAAACUUUUGAAUGGUAGUGUACAGUAUAUCAAAUGCACAAGAUUAUAUUUAUGUCUGUUAAAUGUGUGUAUGAAUGGUUUUUUGUUUUUGUCACUUGCUCUUCAACACUGGAUCUCAUAGCUAUUCACAUUGUGAUUAUUUUUUUUCCCCUUCGAGCACACUAUGGAAUGCUCCUAAACUUCUUUAGUGCCCAUCUUUGAGCUCAUGGCACCAUGAUGUCACCUUUACAUCUUUACUGAUUUGACAGCUGUUACUGUUGAUGGCCACCCAGUCAAGACUUCUGGGAGUGUUAAGUGCUUCUCAUGUGGCAAAACAUUGUAGUGUAAAGUAUACGUUUAAUUUGUCACCUCAUCAGCGUAUUUGACAGUAACAUUCAGUAAUGAUGUGAACAUUUUUACAGAGAACUAAAUCUUCACUUCCUCUCUAAUGUCAAAGAAAAUUUAUCAGGUGUUUUAUUGCAUUUCAUAAUUAUUGUUGCAAGUAUGUUCACUAAAUCUUUGAUCGUUGGAGCGGAUUUAUUUGACUAGCACAAGACUGUGUGUGUGGUGGUUCUGUCACCUCAGCUUUAUGGUCGUGGUGUGUAUGUACUGCUCUUGGGUGUUUUAUUGGUUAACACUAGCUUUAACAUUUGUCAUUGUGGUACAAUAGGCUUUAAUUGACACUGGGGUGUGUGAUGUGUUAGUGACAAGCCUGAAUAUGCAGUUCCCUGGUUGCAUUUUCUCACUUUGGACUAAAUGUAAUUGUAUUGGUUAGCCGAUGAGUGGGACAUUUGCUUCUCAUUAUUCAGAAGCCAUUUUUUCUCUUUCAGAAGUUUGAAGACCUUUGGAGAUUAGCUAUAAACUCGACAACAGAGUUAUCAAACAGGUAAAAUGAGAUUGACUGACUGUGCUUAGUGUGUACAGUACGUUUCAGUGCCAUAACUUUAUCAGGGUACAUCAAUGUAGAGUUAUACAUUUUUAUAACUGUAUAAAAUUAUCUUUCUGUUCUUGUAUGAUCAUUCCCUAUGGUAUACAUCUCAGUUAUGGAUUAUUAUGGCAAAUAAACUUGCUUCUUUGAACUAAAA
Molecule: messenger RNA, 3122 nt
Organism: Pangasianodon hypophthalmus (striped catfish)
Lineage: Eukaryota; Metazoa; Chordata; Actinopteri; Siluriformes; Pangasiidae
Gene: rhoub
Product: ras homolog family member Ub
Exons: 3
Coding region: 215-928 (237 amino acids)
Biological process (GO): small GTPase-mediated signal transduction
Molecular function (GO): GTPase activity; GTP binding
Source: RefSeq, a predicted model, not a curated record